Geodia barretti is the source of this 1368-nucleotide messenger RNA. Lineage: Eukaryota; Metazoa; Porifera; Demospongiae; Tetractinellida; Geodiidae. The record is from the annotation of a GenBank genome assembly.
AUGAUGGGCCGCACUGCACUGCUCCAGGAAGCGCUGGAGUUCAUGGUACCGGAGACGCUGGACAAGGUCCUGCAGGACGAGGAUGUCUCGGCGUUUGCGGAGCCCAGCAUAGAAGUCACCGAACUGGAACCAGUGUCGUUCACGGCGACAGUGCCGUUGGAACCGACAGUAGACCUGGGUGACUAUCGCGAGAUCCGGGUGGAAUCCGAGCCGGUGGAGGUCACCGAGGAAGCGGUCGACGAGGUCCUAGACCGUGUUCGGAAUGAACAGGCGGUUUGGGAACCGGUGGAAAGGGCGGCAGAGUAUGGCGACCGCCUGAACCUCAACGUCCUGGGGAUCCUGGACGAGGAAACGGUGGUGGAGGACGAAGACGUGGAGUACAUUCCCGCUGAGGAGAAUGUGCUGCCGUUCCCCGGUUUUGCGCCCAACCUGGUGGGCCUGUCGGAAGAAGACGAAAGCGAGUUCACGGUUACCGUUCCCGAAGAUUAUCCGCGCGAACAGUAUGCGGGCAAGGACAUUGAGUUCAAGGUUUUGGUGCUGUCGGUCAAGGAAAAGUCGUUGCCCGAACUGGACGAUGAAUUUGCCAGAUCAAUCGGCGACGGGAUUGACGACCUGGAAACAUUGCGAACCAAUAUCCGCGAUUCGUUGACGGCGCAGGCGGAGAGUACGGCGCGCAACGAUUUGGAGCAAAAGAGCCUCGAUGCGCUGCGUGACGUGGCCGUGGUCAACGCGUCGUCCAUCCUGUACGAGCGGGAACUGGAAGCGAUGCAGGCGGACCGGGAGCGAAUGCUGCGGCAGCAGGGCCUGGACCUGCCGACCUACCUGCGUUUCAUGGGCAAGUCGCCGGAUGAAUUCCUUGACGGUAUGCGCCCAGACGCGGAACGCCGGUUGGUGAGUGGCUUGGUGAUGCGCAAGCUGGCGGAAGUGGAAGAGAUCGAGAUCACCGACGAGGACGUUCAAGCGGAAACCGACCGACUGCUGGAGCUGUCCGCAGGGGAACAAGCGCAGGAAGUAGACGAAGCGGAGGAAGGGUACCUGGAGGGCGAAGCGGACGAAGCGGAGGAAGGGCACCUGGAGGACAAAGCGGACGACGAGGAAGAAGGGUCGCACCUCGACUCGCUGCGAGAGUUUCUCGGUUCGGCUUCAACGCGCGAUAACAUCCGAUCCCGGCUGCACAGCCAGCGGGUCAUGGACCGACUCACGGACAUCGCCCAAGGCAAGUUGGACGAAGAUGUUGCAGCACAAGCGAGCGCCUCGGGGGCCGAAGAAGACCAGGUCGCCGAAUCGGAUGCCGCAGAACCUGUCGAAACCCCCGAAGAAAGCGAUGGCAAUGCCACCGCGGGCGAUCAGGCGGAGGAGCAAGCAUGA